This is a messenger RNA of Plasmodium adleri (nom. inval.), 750 nucleotides long. RefSeq names its product leucine-rich repeat protein. Lineage: Eukaryota; Apicomplexa; Aconoidasida; Haemosporida; Plasmodiidae. The record is from RefSeq and is a predicted model, not a curated record. Gene Ontology annotation, molecular function: protein binding. The coding region runs from base 1 to 750 and encodes 249 amino acids. The transcript is spliced from 3 exons.
AUGUGUGAUUUUAAUUCUUUAGAAUUAAGUUACAAAGAAUAUGAUGGUUCGCACACAUUUUACGAAACGAACGGUUCACUGAGCUAUGAAAGCAAUGAAGAAUCAGAAAAUUCUGAUAAUAGGAGAAAUGUAAGCGAUACAUUAAAUAAAGAUAGAAAUAACAAAGUAGAGAAAUAUAUAAAGCUAGAAAAUACAUUAAAAAUUUGGGCAGGUACAAAUAAAGUUAUUAACUUUAAAAAGAAAGAUGAUCAUGAAUUGAAUAAGACAAUAUAUAAUUAUAAUAAUAAAGAAAUUCAUGUUUCAAAUAAUAUAAGCGUUUUAAAUUUAAAUAAUAAUAAUUUAGAAAAUAUAAAUUUUUUGGAUGAUAUAUUAAUACAUACAUAUAAGCAUAAAAAUUUGGAACUAGAUAUUUUAUAUUUAAAUAUUAUAACCUUAGAUAUAUCUUUUAAUAAAUUAGAAGAUAUAAAUGAUAGUAUAUUAAAUCUGCACAACCUAAAAGUGUUAUAUCUUCAUUCUAAUAAAAUACAGAAUAUUGUUCAGGUUAAAAAAUUACAAGCAUUAUUGAAAUUAAAAAAAUUUACAAUAGAAAAUAAUCCAAUUAUGGAUAUAUACAACAAAUUUUAUAGACAUUUUAUAAUUCAUUAUCUUCCUCAAAUAAAAUCUCUGGAUUUCCAUGAUAUUUCAAAAAUUGAGAAGAACAAAUCUGAUAUUACUUUUAACACCCAUAAAUAUAAAUUCAAUUUGGAAUGA